This is a messenger RNA of Colletotrichum godetiae, 448 nucleotides long. RefSeq lists its product as uncharacterized. The transcript has a single exon. Lineage: Eukaryota; Fungi; Ascomycota; Sordariomycetes; Glomerellales; Glomerellaceae. The record is from RefSeq and is a predicted model, not a curated record. Bases 54 to 266 code for a protein of 70 amino acids.
UUUUAUGGUUUUAUUCCCCUUGAUGGUGGGAUGAACGCCGCCAAGACAAACAAAUGCGAGCGAUUCCGGCCAGCCGGUUGGUUUGGUUCCUGGUAAGCCUUGGCGUGGGGACUUUUUUGGCGCCUUGCCGUUUUGUGUUCUUGUCCGUUUGGGGAAAGUCAAUUCAACCUCAGGGCUUCUUUUCAUCUUGGUGUUUUGAACGACAGCUGCCAGUAAAUCAUUUCAGGAACGCAAACCUGCUUUUCCUCCCGUCAUCUUGUCUCUAACACCAUUCUUUUGAAACUUGCAAGCCGUCCCGAGACUAUAUUUCUCCAACACCAAUGAUCCUAGUCUACUUUGCGUCUACGGAAUUGGGCGUGAGAGUGAGUCUUGAAUGGUAAACUCUGCUCAUCCAAAUCAGAUCAUCGCGCGUUCAGGUAGUGCUGAGAACAGACUAAAAAUUACAAAU